This is a messenger RNA of Cetraspora pellucida, 404 nucleotides long. The record is from the annotation of a GenBank genome assembly. Lineage: Eukaryota; Fungi; Glomeromycota; Glomeromycetes; Diversisporales; Gigasporaceae.
AACUAGGCGCAGACAUUGUUGUACAUUCUGUCACCAAGUACAUAAAUGGUCAUUCUGACGUGAUAAUGGGUGUAGCUGUGAUGAAUGACAAAGAAAUAUCUGACAAACUUAAAUUUUUACAAAAUGCUAUGGGUGCUAGUAGUGAUAAAGUUGAGGAGGUUACAUAUUCUGAGUUGGAAAGUGAUCCGCAACAUGAUUUAGCAAAGAAACAAUCAAAAGGAUUUGGAGAAAUGUUAAGUUUUAAAAUCAAAGGAGGUUUUGAAGUUGCUGAUACCUUUUUACAGAAUAUCAAAAUAUUCACAUUGGCUGAAUCAUUGGAUGGUGUAGAAAGUUUGACAGAACAUCCCGUAAAUGACAAAUGCGUCUCUCACCCCAGCACACCGAGAAGCUGUCGGUGUUACUGA